Blastocystis hominis is the source of this 519-nucleotide messenger RNA. RefSeq lists its product as hypothetical. Lineage: Eukaryota; Bigyra; Opalinata; Blastocystidae. Gene Ontology annotation, molecular function: protein binding. The record is from RefSeq and is a predicted model, not a curated record. The transcript has 4 exons. Bases 1 to 519 code for a protein of 172 amino acids.
AUGGAUAACUCCUACAUUUUGUUACAGGAAAACGAUAGUGAAUAUGAGCCCACAGAGGAAGAGGUACGAGAAGAAGCUCGCUUUUUAGGUAUCGCCCCCAGUGAUGAACAUCUACUCUGGAUUGCCAAGGAGGCACUUCGUGCACCGCUUCCUAAGAAUUGGGAACCCUACCAACACAAGAAAACGGGGGUGAUCGUGUACUACAACACGAAAACAGGAGAAACUAGCGAGAACCAUCCCCUAGAUGAUUACUUUCGGUCUCUCUACAUGAAGCUGAAGACAACACCCCUUCCAGUCGAAAGCUUUAGUAUGAGAGACAUGAGCGGUGCAGAAAACGUUACAGAAAGCCAUCCGCCGAACUUCCAACCGAAAGAUAGUGUGGGUAUAAUCAACUCCGCUGAGUUUCAGCUCUCUCACUCGCUCUCCUUUCUGAAUUCUUAUGAUCGAAGAGAAGCAGAGAGUCUGCAGAACGAAAUCCAAAAGCUGACAGUUGAAAUCACCCUGUUCAAUGAGUUUUGA